ACCGAAGACGAUGACCUUGACUGGGACCAGAUCAACAUGGUUUUGAAACCUUCCACGGACCUAUGGCUACCAAAAGGGUCAUUUAUGAUGGUGAACACAUCUGGACGAUAUGCGGGGCAGAAAGCACAUCUGUUACUGCCGAAGCUAAAGGAAAACGACACGCACUGCAUUAACUUCCACUAUUCCCUGUCUGCCAAGGAAGGGGUCAAACCAGGCACGCUGAAUGUUUACGUGAAGGUCAAUGAGGGACUGCUCGGGAACCCGAUCUGGAAUGUGUCUGGAUUGGUCACCACAGGCUGGGCUGAGCUGGCUAUAAGUACUUUCUGGCCAAGUCUGUACCAGGUUGUGUUUGAAGCAGUUACCUCAGGCCAGCCAGGGUACGUUGCCAUCAGUGAAGUGAAAAUCCAGAGACAUCCAUGCAUCAAAACCCCUCAUUUUCUACGCCUCCAGAAUGUGGAGGUUAAUGCUGGGCAGAACGCCACGUUCCAUUGCACGGCCAAUGGGCAGACAUCGCCGAACGAUAAACUCUGGCUGCAGGGACGUAAAGGAAAGGACACCCCCAUAAAAGAGACCAAAGUGUCCAACUCCCGUCGAUUUAUAGCCACCUUCAAUGUGGCUCAGACGGUACGAAGUGAUGCUGACCACUACCGCUGUGUGACUCAUUCCAUCACUGGCUCCGGAGUCUCCAACUAUGCAGAGUUAGUAGUGAAAGACCCACCAACUCCGAUUGCACCCCCUCAGCUGAAUUCGGUUGGUGCCACGUACCUGUGGGUCCAGCUGAACGCAAAUUCCAUCAGCGGCGACGGCCCCAUCGUCCAGCGAGACAUCAACUAUCGCAGCACAACCGGGAGCUGGACGGACAUCCAGCCAGUGGACAAUCACCAGUACAAGAUCGGCCACCUGGACCCAGACACAGAGUACGAGAUCCGGGUACUGCUCACACGCCCUGGAGAAGGUGGCCGGGGGGCGCCGGGACCUCCACUCAUCACAAAAACAAAGUGUGGAGAUCCCAUGCACGGACCGAAGAAUCUGGAGGUCAUGGAGAUCAAGUCCAGAGAGCUCACGAUUCGCUGGGAGCCGUUCGGUUACAAUGUAACUCGCUGCCACCGCUACAACCUGACAGCCCACUACCGCUACAUGGUGGGAGACUUGGAGCGUGUGGGCGAGGAGGUCUGCUGGAAAACCGAGUCCGUCAAGCCCCAAUCCAGCCUGCGGGAGCUGCCCCCCUACACCAACAUCAGUGUUAAACUGGUCCUGAUGAACUCGGAGGGCAAAAAGGAAAGCGAGGAGCUUGUGGUCCAAACAGAUGAAGACGUGCCUGGUGCAGUGCCCAUGGAUUCGGUGCAGGGCCGCACCUUUGCAGAGAAGAUCUACCUCCAGUGGAAGGAGCCGACCGAAACGUUUGGAAUCAUCACACUGUAUGAGGUCCACUACAAGGGUGUUGGAUCCUUUGAUCCUAAAAUUGACUUGUCCAACCAAAGUGGCCGAGUGUUCAAGCUAGGAAAUGAGACACAUCACCUGUUUGUUGGGCUGUACCCGGGUACCACAUACUCCUUUACCAUCAGGGCCAGCACCGUCAAAGGCUGUGGAGUCCCCAUCAUCACACAGUUUACCACCAAGAUAUCAGCACCGUCCAUGCCCGCCUAUGAUUACGACACGCCUUUGAACCAGACUGACAGCACAGUGACCAUCCUGCUGAAGCCUGCUCAGAGCAGAGGAGCUCCCGUGAGCGCCUACCAGGUCAUCGUAGAGGAAGAGCGGCAACGCAGAUUCAAGAAAAUGUCUGAUGCCACCUGCUACCAGGUCCCCAUUACCUACCAGAACGCCUCCAGUGGAAACUUCCCUCAUUACUUUGCGGCAGAGUUUCCCCCGAGCGCUCUUCAGGAAUCCCACCCUUUCACCGUGGGCGACAACAAGACCUACAGAGGCUACUGGAACGCUCCACUCCUCCCUCACAAGAGCUACAGCAUCUACUUCCAGGCUGUGAGCCGAGCAAACGGGGAGACCAAAAUUGACUGCGUCCGGGUGGCCACCAAAGCUGCAAUAAUCGUGACUCAGCUUACAACACCAUACAUACGCAUCGUCCCCGCUGCAGGCGACAACCAACUAACAGGGGGUGCCACUCGGAAGCCCAACACUGAAGAGCCUGAGAAGCAGACGGACCACACGGUGAAGAUUGCUGGGGUCAUCGCUGGCAUCCUGCUCUUUGUCAUCAUCUUCCUCGGUGUUGUCCUGCUCAUGAAGAAAAGAAGCUAUCAGUCCUACACUUAUUAUCUAAAACUAGCAAAGAAGCGGAAAGAGACACUGAGCAGCACAAGGCAGGAGAUGACUGUCAUGGUCAACUCCAUGGACAAGAGUUACACUGAGCAAGGCACCAAUUGCGAUGAAGCGUUCUCCUUUGUGGACACCCACAAUCUCAAUGGUCGGGCCAUAUCUUCACCCUCCUCAUUUACCAUGAAGUCAAGCACCCUGAAGAGCUCAUCAGUACAGAACUACUACCCAGAUGAAAACCACACAAUUGCCAACGAGGCCAACAGCCUGGUGCAGCCGCACAGCUACAAGAAGCGUGAGGCUGUGGACGUGCCCUAUCAGACAGGCCAGCUCCACCCGGCCAUCCGCGUGGCAGAUCUGCUACAGCACAUCACACAGAUGAAAUGCUCCGAAGGCUAUGGCUUCAAAGAGGAGUACGAGAGCUUUUAUGAAGGACAGUCCGCGCCUUGGGAAUGUGCCAAGAAGGAUGAAAACCGAGUCAAGAACAGAUACGGGAAUAUCAUUGCCUACGAUCACUCUCGGGUCAGGCUGCAGGCUCUGGAUGGAGACCCGAACUCCGAAUACAUCAACGCAAACUACGUAGAUGGCUACCACAGGCCAAACUAUUACAUUGCCACACAAGGAGCCAUGCAAGAAACGGUGUACGAUUUCUGGAGGAUGGUCUGGCAAGAAAACACAGCCAGCAUCAUCAUGGUGACCAACCUGGUGGAAGUCGGAAGGGUGAAGUGCUGCAAAUACUGGCCCGAUGACACAGAGAUCUACAGAGACAUUAAAGUGACUCUGAUUGAGACAGAACUGCUGGCUGAAUAUGUCAUAAGGACAUUUGCAGUAGAGAAGCGAGGAGCUCAUGAGAUCCGGGAGAUCAGGCAGUUCCACUUCACGAGCUGGCCGGACCACGGAGUUCCUUACCACGCCACAGGACUUCUGGGCUUUGUAAGACGCGUUAAGUCAAAGAACCCAGCAGGGGCAGGAUCCAUAGUGGUGCAUUGCAGCGCCGGAGCAGGAAGGACAGGCUGUUUCAUGGUCAUCGACAUCAUGCUGGACAUGGCAGAGAGGGAAGGAGUCGUGGAUAUCUACAACUGCGUUCGUGAACUGCGCUCCCGCCGAGUCAACAUGGUGCAGACUGAGGAGCAGUAUGUCUUUAUCCACGAUGCCAUCCUGGAGGCCUGCCUGUGCGGGGACACCACCAUCCCAGACUCACAGCUCAGGUCAGCCUACUAUGAGAUGAACAAGCUGGAGCCUCAGACCAACUCCUCGCAGAUGAAGGAAGAGUACAGGACUCUGAACAUGGUGACCCCUACCCUCCGAGUGGAGGACUGCAGCAUCGCCCUGUUACCACGCAACCACGAGAAGAACCGCUGCAUGGACAUCCUGCCCCCGGACCGGUGUCUGCCCUUUCUCAUUACAAUAGACGGCGAAAGUAGCAACUACAUCAACGCAGCCCUCAUGGAUAGUUAUAAACAGCCGUCAGCAUUCAUUGUUACUCAGCACCCGUUGCCCAACACUGUAAAGGAUUUCUGGAGGCUGGUCCUGGACUAUCACUGCACAUCUGUCGUCAUGCUCAACGAUGUGGAUCCUGCACAGCUGUGUCCUCAGUACUGGCCUGAGAAUGGAGUGCACCGACACGGCCCCCUCCAGGUGGAGUUUGUGUCAGCCGAUCUGGAGGAAGACAUCAUCAGCAGAAUAUUCCGAAUUUACAAUGCGUCCAGGCCUCAGGACGGGUAUCGGAUGGUGCAGCAGUUCCAGUUCCUCGGCUGGCCCACCUACCGGGACACACCCAUGUCCAAGCGCUCCUUCCUCAAGCUGAUCCGGCAGGUGGAGAAGUGGCAAGAGGAGUACGACGGGGGGGAGGGGCGCACCGUGGUGCACUGCCUGAACGGUGGAGGCCGUAGCGGGGCAUUCUGUGCCAUCAGCAUCAUCUGUGAGAUGCUGCGGCACCAGCGGGCGGUGGACGUUUUCCACGCCGUGAAGACACUGAGGAACAAUAAACCCAACAUGGUGGACCUGCUGGAACAGUACAAGUUCUGCUACGAGGUGGCGAUCGAGUGCUUCAAUUUGGGCUGACAGAGAUUCUGUGGCAGCCGAUGAACCAGAUGACCACCCACCCCUUCCUCACUCUCCCCUCCCCCCCACCGUGUCCCAUCCCAACCGCAUCCGGACCGCAACUCCAUGACGUCCAGUAAAACUGUGACAAGAAAAUAAUUUGUUUUUCUUCAAUGGAAAUCCAUCGUCCGAGCGAGACAACUCUGAUUUCCUCUUCUGCGUUUCGUCUUUUCUCCCUCCUGGAUCUUCUUCCUGAGCCGAGAAAGCGAGCGAGCAAGCGAGAGAGAGAGCAAGCGAGAGAGCGAGCAACAGACGGACACAGACAGAAAGACUGGAAAUGUUGCACUGCCGAACAUUUUAACAGAGAGCAGCUCCAUAUACUGUGGAUGUUUGAUAUUUAAAACGAAACCUGUAUUCACAUUAAACUGUAAUGCGCAUUUAUUCACGGCCUUUGAUGUAGUUAUCUGAUGUACAGUAAUUAAACAGCACGUUUUUUUUCGGGGGGGGAUUGUUUUUAAUGGCAGAAAACAAAAAAAAUGCCCAAGUGGAGUUGAGGAAUGCCGUUUCAGCAUCCAUCUUGUAGAAAGUCAGAGAGCGAUGAUGGCAACCGGCCUUUGCGAUGUUCUUCUUGACACAAUGUUCCAUUUGAAACCUUCCUUGUUUCCCCCCCACUCGCCCCAUUCCGAUUUUGUUUAAUUCCCCAGGAUCUCCCUCCCUCCCUCCCUAGCUCCUCGGCCCCCCUCCCUUCCUCCUCCUGCCCUCACAAUCAUAAUGGUAAACUUGUCUGUUUGAAUCCGGAGAUUAACAUUAAUAAUAUUUCACCAGCAUAUCUGGAGGCAUGCAAAUCCUUUUAAGGUCAUUCCCUUCCUCGCUUUUCCCUUCCAACCUCUUCCCUUUGUUUCU
Molecule: messenger RNA, 5217 nt
Organism: Callorhinchus milii (elephant shark)
Lineage: Eukaryota; Metazoa; Chordata; Chondrichthyes; Chimaeriformes; Callorhinchidae
Product: protein tyrosine phosphatase receptor type M
Biological process (GO): protein dephosphorylation
Cellular component (GO): membrane
Molecular function (GO): protein tyrosine phosphatase activity; protein binding
Source: RefSeq, a predicted model, not a curated record